AUGAUGAACAAAUUCGCUCUUUCUCUUGUGUCUAACCGUAUUUCACCAUCAAUAAUCGGAUUUCGGCCAUUCUCAAUUUCAAAUACAUAUUUUCAAAGUGCUCCAUUCAAAUCGAAAACUAAUGAUCAAUCAUGUGUUGCUGAAGAAAAAAAUGAAAAAGUGUUGCGAGUUGAAGAUUCAUUAAAAGAUUUAUCAUCAGUAAAAUGGCGAACAGAAUUUAAUGGAAAACGAUUAUGGCCCCAUGAUCAAUGGCCUGAACGCGAUUUGGUAAACUAUCCUCCAUAUAAACUUCGUGAAGCACCAAAUCCAGUUCGUUGGUAUUGUGUACCUGAAUCAUGGUUUAAAUUUUUUUAUGAAAAAACUGGUGUUACUGGACCAUAUAUGUUUUUCUAUGGUUUACUUGUCUAUGGAUUUAGUAAAGAAUAUAUUGUUUUAUGGUAUGAUUUUACUGAAUAUCUUAUAUUGGCUGCAGCUGUUAUUACUGUCGUUAAAAAACUUGGUCCAUCGAUUAGUGAUGCUUUUCGAGGUUGGCAUCAAGAUGAAGUUGGUCGAUAUAAUUCAGUUGUUAAUAAUUCAAAAGCAAUGGCUGGAAAAAUGUUGCAUUCUUAUGAAGAAUCUUUAGAACGUGCUAAAAGUAUUGGAGCACUAGCUGAAGCACGAAAAGAUAUAAUUAAUAUGGGUUUAGAAACAUCCUAUAGAGAACGAAUGAAACAAUUAUAUGAAUCUGUUAAACGUCGUCUAGAUUAUCAAGUUGCUUUACAAAAUGCAAGAAAAGAUUUUGAAAGAACGAAUAUGAUUAAUUGGAUUACAAGUGAAGUUAAAAAAUCGAUUACAGAUAAACAAGAAAAAGAUACUUUACAAUCAUGUAUUAAUCAACUUAGACAAAUUGCUUCGCAACAACGAUCAUUAAAUAGUUAA
This is a messenger RNA of Rotaria socialis, 918 nucleotides long. Lineage: Eukaryota; Metazoa; Rotifera; Eurotatoria; Philodinida; Philodinidae. The record is from the annotation of a GenBank genome assembly.